This is a messenger RNA of Linnemannia hyalina, 2823 nucleotides long. Lineage: Eukaryota; Fungi; Mortierellomycota; Mortierellomycetes; Mortierellales; Mortierellaceae. The record is from the annotation of a GenBank genome assembly.
AUGGAUCACGAUCGGGAUCAAGAUCCCCUUUAUCCCGUUAAUCUUCAAGGAGGCGCAACAACAACCACAAACAACAAUGGCAACAGCAGCGGCAACGGCUACAACAACCACAAUUCCGUACCUUCAGCAUCACUGAUCUACCACCAGCCAACACAGCACCAUCAUCACCCCCAGGAGCUGUCACAGGGAUUGCUUUCUCCAGUACAGCAUCAACAACAAACGCCGCAACAACAGCAACAACAUUUUAAUGCUCAGCAGCACCACAUCUAUUCGUCACAGCACAACGACCAUGGCGGCGACUAUCACGGAUACCACCCCGAUCUACCAAAGCCCAUUUCGCACACGUUGGACAUCUAUCAAACUCCGGCGCAACCUCAAGACCAGGCGCAACCUCAAGACCAGGCGCUGCUGACUCCCCUUCUUAACCGCCAGUUGAGCGGCCACGCCAACAGCUUUCAGACACAUCACCCCCAACAUCCUUACCAGCAUCACCACCACUCACAGCAGCAACAGUACUACCAAACACCCCAUUAUCACUACCAGCAACAGCAGCAGCAACAGCAGCAUCUGAAAGCUUACUCUGAUCCACAUUCGGAUCCAACUGCUCCCCCAACUCCGGCCUCGACAGCUACUUCGACAAUGACGACGGGAUCAAGCUCAUCCACCCCUUCAUUGCCGCCAUCCACUUCGGCUUUGCCCUACCAGAGCGGCGACUACCCACAUCUCGCUUCACCGAGUGAGCAGGACAUGCAGCCAAGGCAAUCCCAGCCCCCUCAACAGCAACCACAGUCGCAACCGCCUCAUCCUCAGCAGCAGCACCCGAGCUAUCCGCAGCCCGCCCGUGAUCUCGCUCAAUUGUACCCGCUCAAGGCAACGGGCGAUCGGGCAUCCUAUUAUCAGUCCCCUCCCCCUCCCCCGGGUCAGGUUCCAACGCAUCUCUACAGCCAGCAGAGCCAUGAUCUACAUCACCAUCACCAGCAGCAACAAGCCCAGCAGGAACAGCAGCAUAACACCUCCGCUUGGGUUGGAAACAUGUCGUCUGACUCAUUUCACUCGCCACCAGACUUUCUAGACCAUUCAGAUCGACAACAACAAAAGCAAACGAGAUUGUUCACGGCAGCAGACAGCGGUGCUGCUCAUACGCCACAUGAUACUGCCUAUGCUUCCGGAGGUGGAUACUUUGACGGACAUGGCGUCUCCACCAAUGACAGAGCUCGUGGACAGGCGAACCGUCAACAACUAGGAAGAGGGCUCAUGGAGUACUCGGACAGCAACUAUCACGGGCAACACGGUGGACAGGACUCUUCUUCGUCAUUAGCUUCUCAGCAUCAACAGCAGCAGACCGGAGGAAUGGCGGGAGCAGCAGCAGCAUCGAUGGAUGGACUGCCCUUGGUGUCACCCUCUCACCCAUUACAAUUCUCUUUGCUCAAUUCAGGAAGCGCGGUUGCUGCCGCAGCGGCGCACAAGUCACUGUCGGUGUCGCUGGAUUCAGUCCCGAUGGGGUUAGGUCCACCCGGCGGGAUGAUGUCUCACCCAAACUAUGGUUCGGUCGCCUCUUACAUGUCAGCGCCAUCUACUCCGAUGGGUGGCGGUAAAGGCGCAAGUGCGACCAACAUCAGCACCGCCGCUGCUGCUGCUGUCAAUGUCGCGAGCACUGUCACGAGACCGACCCCACCCUCGGGACCACAGAGAAGUCAGUCUGCUUACACGACGACGACUGGUGGCCAGAGCAAGUCACUCAAAAAGCGUCGAACCAGGACUAGCUCUAUGACUUCCUCGUCGUCGAUUGCAUCGAGCGGAAUCAUGUCUUCUAUUACUUCGACUUUGGGAGCAACCAAUAUCUCGUUCUCGGAGUCACCACACCCCGGCAUGCACCAGCACCAACAUCACCAGCACCAUCACCAUAACAACCACAGCCAUAACCAUCAUUACAGCAGCAGUCUGCCCAACUUGUCGAUGUCAUCGGUCUUGAACGGAGCGGAGUUUUCGGAUGAGUCUAGCCAUAACAACAACUCAGGAGGCGGCCUCCACGGUUUGACGAUAGCUACAGGAUCUACAUCUACAGCAGGAGGUUCGUCCCCAACAGCUUCAUCACCCACAUCCGGCAAACCCCGACCAGGAGGACACCCCCGGACUGCAGUCGCCGCCCGAGUCUUUGAAUGUUCCUUCCCCGGUUGUAACAAGGCCUACACCCAACUCCACAACCUCAAAUCACACGAGCGGACCGGCCAUACCCCUGUUCAAAAACCUCGCCCCUUUUUGUGUAUCAUCCCCGGGUGUACCAAGGCCUUUUCGCAGCGCAAGAGUCUGGCGUUGCAUAUCCGGGCGUCGCACAAGGAGUACAAGUUUAAGCCGUUCAAGUGUUCGCAACAGGGGUGUGACAAGUCGUAUACACAGUUGCAUAACCUGCGGACACAUGAGAAGACGGUUCAUAUGCUGGAUCUCUCUAGGAAGCGGAUCCGGAACCCUGUACCUUAUUCUGAGGACAUUGGUGGCAGUGGCUCAGGAGGAAUGAAGAUGGAAGGUAGUGGGGGUGGUGCGUCGUCGAUGAUGAUGGCUGGAAUAUCUGGUUCUUCGUCAUCGGAUGAUAGGGGAAGCCAUUUCUCGGGAGACGUUGGGUUGAGUUAUGAGAGCAUUGAUGAUCUGAAGGAUUUCAAUGCUGUUGGAGGUAGGAUGGCUGGCGAUGGAGGGGAGGAGUAUGAUCAUCGUCGUGGUCCUGUCGGAGGAAGUGGUGAAGAGGAGGAGGAGGAGGAGGAGGAAGGGUUAGCGGAUCUGAAGGAGGAGGGAGACGAUGAAGACGAUGGUGAUUAUGUUGACGAGUAA